AAUCAUUCUGACAUCGUCAGCCUUUCAAGCAACACACGCACUCAGCACACUCAAAUACAUACAUUUUCCAAACCCAAAAUGUGCCAACAAGUCGUCGUCGUCGCCACCACCAACAACAAGAUGAAGACCAGCUACAGCAUCAAGCAGGUCUUGAAGACACUCUUCAAGAAGCAACAGAAGCAGCAGAAGCCUCAGGGCUCGCUGGAAUCCCUAGAAUCUGUCGACAAUCUGCGCAACGCCCAAGUCGAGGAGGCCUACUAUGCCGAGAUCGAUGAGAACGCCGCCAACGAGAAGCUGGCCCAAUUGGCCCACUCCCAGGAGUUCGAGAUUGCCGAGGAGGAGGAACAGGAGGACGACGUCUAUGUCCCAGUUCGCUUCGCUCGCACCACCGCCGGCACCUUCUUCUGGACCACCAACCUCCAGCCAGUCGCCAGCGUUGAGCCCGCCAUGUGCUACUCCAUGCAGUUCCAGGAUCGUUGGGCCCAGGCUUAGAAACCCAGAAACCAUCUAGCCUUCAACCCUUCAAUCUUCAAGCUUUAAGAACUCUACAAACAUUGUGAUAGCACCAGCGGCUUUAACUCCACUACAAUCUCGGCGAUCCAGCGCUUCCAUUAGUUAUUAAGAUAUUGUGAUAGACAAAAAAAGAGAGCUUUAAAACAAACGUACAAAAUACAAAACAAGAAAUAUC
Drosophila suzukii is the source of this 688-nucleotide messenger RNA. It is a transcript of the gene E(spl)malpha-BFM, whose product is annotated as Enhancer of split malpha, Bearded family member. Gene Ontology annotation, biological process: sensory organ development; Notch signaling pathway. NCBI's taxonomy places the organism in Eukaryota, Metazoa, Arthropoda, Insecta, Diptera, Drosophilidae. The record is from RefSeq and is a predicted model, not a curated record.